Molecule: messenger RNA, 324 nt
Organism: Microthlaspi erraticum
Lineage: Eukaryota; Viridiplantae; Streptophyta; Magnoliopsida; Brassicales; Brassicaceae
Source: the annotation of a GenBank genome assembly
AUGGGUAAGAACAAUACCAGAAUGCUCAUGAGAUUUUCAGCUCUUGUAAUAGUUUUAACCGUGGCCAUUAUGGUGGAGGAAACUAAGAGCGUCCGUGUAUGUAACAUCGAAACAAACGACUUGGAGAGGUGUCGUCCAGCCGUCACUGGAAACAACCCGCCGCCUCCGGUUAACGGAUGCUGCGUAGUGCUCCGAGCCGCUAAUCUCCGAUGCUUCUGCCAGUUCAAGUCAUAUGCAACCAAUAAUGGUAUUGACCCAGCUAAAGCCAAGGCUCUUAUACCCAAAUGUGGCAUUAGAAAUGUGAUCGUCCCUCCUGGUUGCUAA